AGAAGUCCUUCUAUUUUUAGCAGCUUCGUAGAAAAACAACCACAGUCUGCAUAGAGAGAGAGAGAGAGCGAUAGAAAGAGAGAGAGAGACAGAGAGAGAUAGAGAGAGAGAGAGACGGGUCUAGCAGGUGUCAUCGUCUCUUCCUCGUUUUAAUCGAAAAAUCUCCAAUUUUUGCAUUUCGCCCGUGAUGGAGGACAAGGAUGAAGAAGGAGGAGGAGGAGGAGGAGGAGGAGGAUACCACCGGGCGGCCAAACGGCUGCGGACGGAGGAGAAGAGCGGCGUGAGGGAGCUGGAGGACGGAGAGGAGGAUGAGGAUGAGGAGGAGGAGGAGGAGGAGGAGGAGGACUCGGCCAGUGAGGAGGCGGCGGGGAGCGGACGCACCGAGGGCAGGAACCGGAGGAGCGCGGGGAAGGAAGGCGUGAAGGAGAGCCACCGCAUCCCUCCAUCUCCGGUCGUCCACGUCCGGGGGCUGUGUGACGCCGUGGUGGAGGCCGACCUAGUGGAGGCACUUGACAAGUUUGGCAGCAUCUGCUAUGUGAUGAUGAUGCCCUUCAAGCGUCAAGCCCUGGUGGAGUUCGACAGCGUGGAGAGCGCCGAGCGCUGCGUCACGCGCGGAGCCCACGAGGCCGUCUACAUCGCCGAGCAGCAGGCCUUCUUCAACUUCUCCACCAGCCAGAGGAUCACCAGGCCGACCAACGCAGACGACCCCACCAGCAAAAACAAGGUCCUGCUGCUGUCCAUCCAGAAUCCGCUCUACCCCAUCACCACCGACGUGUUGUACACAGUCUGUAACCCCGUGGGGAACGUCCUGCGCAUCGUCAUCUUCAAACGCAACGGCAUCCAGGCCAUGGUGGAAUAUCCUGACCGCGUCUUGUUAACGUUUGAGUCCGUGGAGGACGCUCAGAAGGCCAAACUGGCUCUGAACGGUGCCGAUAUUUACUCUGGCUGCUGCACACUUAAGAUCGAGUAUGCUCGGCCCAACAGACUGAACGUCGUCCGCAACGACAACACCAGCUGGGAUUACACCAAACCCUUCCUCCUGCACCGAGAACGGGGCAAGGGAAGGCAGCGUCAAGCCAUCUUAGGAGAGCAUCCGUCCAAUGGCUAUGGUCCACACUGCCCCCUGCUGCCUCUGCCUGCUAACAGCAGGUACAGGAGGAUGGGGGAGCAGGUCCAGGACAUGGUCUCCUACCCACCUCUCCUACCAAAGACCUUUCCGUCCACUUCUUCUUCCUCCCUUCUGGGCUCCAGUUCGGUCGCUAUGGUGAGCGGCUUACAUCCCACCAAGAUGAACUGCUGUCGGAUCUUCAAUCUCUUUUGUCUCUAUGGCAAUGUGGAGAAGGUUAAGUUCAUGAAGAGUGUUCCUGGCACAGCCUUGGUGGAAAUGGGCGAUGAGUAUGCCGUGGACCGAGCCGUGACUCACCUCAACAGCAUCAAAGUGUUCGGCAAGAAACUCAACGUCUGCGUGUCCAAGCAGCAGGCGGUCAUCCCCAGCCAGGUGUUUGAGCUGGCCGACGGCAGCAGCAGCUACCAGGACUUCAGCCUGACCCGAAACAACCGCUUCAGCAGCGCGCACAGCAGCCGGAACAUCAUCCAGCCCCCGGCGGCCGUGCUGCACUUCUACAACGCGCCGCCCACCCUCAGCCAACACCAGCUGCUCAAGGUGGGCUCCCCCCCCGCCCCGGGGAGUCCCUCUUUACUUUGCUCUGAACACAACGUUCCCAGCUUCACCAAGUUCAAGGUCUUUGACGCCAAACCUAGCUCAAAGACACUUUCCGGACUGUUGGAGUUCGAAAACAAAACCGAAGCAGUCGAGGCUCUGACCGUCCUGAACCACCAUCAGAUCAGAAUACCCAGCAGCUCCAACCCCUUCACCCUGAAGCUCUGCUUCUCCACUUCUUCCCAUUUGUGAUCCAGCGAUAAGACGGCUACGGCGCAGACAAAGAUCCUCCUGGAAAAACAGCACGGGAGCCCAUUUCUUCAUUCUGAAAACGGCAGGAAGGCUAUCGAGUGGGGGGAAAAAAAAUUGCAUGGUUUUUGAAGAGGCAGUAUGACCAAAAGAAGCAAUAGGAUGGCAUUGCAGUAAAAUGGCAACUUAAUGGGGUUUUCUGUCCGAAUUUGUUCCUUUAGAUUUACAUUUUAUAGCACAACCUGUUGUAGACAGCGUGAGAUACUUCUAACUGUUAAAAAUAUGUAAGGGUUCUAAUCAGUUCGUACAUGUAAAUGUGGAUCAGAGGAAUGCUGAUGGGGAGCUACUCGAUAAUUAUAUUUAUGAGACGGUGUUUUAAAUGCAGCCCUGGGGCAGCAGAGUAUCGGCCGAGGUGUUCAAAGUGACAAACAGAGCUAAUGAUAUGGAAAAAAAAUAAAAGGCAUAAUCAAACCAAUUAUUUCACGGUGGUCACAUUUAAAAGCACAAAUAGACGCAUCCACACCCCCAAACACUGAUACUAUAAAAAAAAAAUCCAGAUAAAUCUAAAUAAAUGUGGAGUAUGUUUCUACAGAAGCAUCCACCUCCACAUGUAAAACUAUUUUGGUAUGCUUCAUUACAAGGUUUGGUAGCUUUGUAAAUACUGGGAUUGAAAACAUGUUUUAACAUAUUAAACAGGAAUAAUUAAGUAAAAUAGAAUUAAAAAGAAUUAGUUUCCCUUAUUAAACAUGUAAGAUUGGAUUUUUGAUCGACAGAGUGAAAUAUAACUUGUUAAAUUGAAGAAAUAUCAAUAGAGAGGCUUCCCUGGAUAUUUAGAUUAAGACUGAGAAAGGAAGGAAUAAAUGGUUUGUUGCUUUGACACCACAGAUGUUACAAUGAAUAAAGAUGACAUUCUGUAUAUACUGUAGUCUUAUUUAGUUUAUUUAUAUUAGUUUGUCAAACAUCAUAAGCAGUUGCUUCUUCCUGAGAUGUAUGGGAUGAAAGAGGAGUGCCAAAAAAAUGAGGAGACAUAAGAAAAUGUGAAAAUUUGAAGGAAUUUGAAUAAAGUAAUGAAUUAAUUAUGGAAUAUUGUAUUGCUCAUUUACAUAUUGUACUGAAUUUAUUCAUGUUGUUUAAUUUUUCUGUAUUUCCUCAUAUUUAUUUUUGGAUUGGGUUUUAUUUUUUUAUUACACUGCAGUUGUAGUUAAGUAUUAGUUUAGUUGAGUUUGUGACUGCUGUAGCUUUUAUGAGCCGGUUUUUCAUUUUCCUCUCUCUGCAUUGCUUUUGCUUACUUUCUUUGCUACUUCUAAAAAAUAGUGUGUGUGGAACUAAUCAUUAAACUACUCCUUCUACAAAACCAACACAAAUCAAUUUUUAUCUCCACAUGAGAAAUACCAAGAUCUAGACGGCGUAUACAACGAGACACGAUGUUUGGCAGUGGUAGCGGUCCUUUAGGAACAGGAUUAGCUUCCCUCUUGUGUGCAGCCUCACUUUCAUAGGAGUCAACCUCUAAGCAAAUGCUUCUUCGAGCAUGUUUUGAAUUGACACAAUUGCGUAACAUCGUCCACUAUUGCCAGUGUCAGACUGACUGCAUGGGAAUUUAAAUGAUAGGUAUAUCCUAUCGGUUAGUUUUGCUGAUUUACAAGCUUGAGUUAGCCCGUUGAUAACCAAAUUAUGCUGUCAGUGUCUAAGAAGGGAAAACUUUUGAUAUAACGAUGGCUGACCUAAUGGCAAAAGCAAGGGAGAAAAGCAGUAAAAAUAAAUUGAUAAAAAGGGAAAAGCAAUACAGAAAAGGUAAAGGAAAGACUACUUGAAAAUGGCUAAAGUAAUAAUGAUAUAGCAAAAACAAUGUGGAAAAAAAUGACAAUCGUUUAUUUUAUAUCUCCAUUUCAUUUUCAUAAUCCAACAUUUAUUGACUUUCAUUCAUUUCUCUUUACAAGUCCCCCAUUAUUUGCUCACGCUAUUACAUAUUCAUCAUUUUUUUUUAUUGCACUUCAAUAACUCCUUUGAACAUUUCAUUAGAAUGCACAGUUGUGAUUCCACUGUUCCCCAUCAUUUUCCUUUGACUCCACCAUAGCGGCUUUUAUGUACAAGCAGGAAGCUGUGACUAUUUUGUUGGUAAAACACUGAUUUAUAUAGAUGCGUUUCAUUUUAAAUUGCUGCAUUAUGUGUGACCUCUUUUCUUUUCAUGGGUGACGUCUGAGAAGAAAAUUAUGAUGUAGUUUUCCUCAAAAUGAACAGUUUUAUUAAAAUGAAUAUCUACAUUGUGUCAAAAAUAAAGAGUUAGUCAA
Menidia menidia (Atlantic silverside) is the source of this 4197-nucleotide messenger RNA. The record is from the annotation of a GenBank genome assembly. Lineage: Eukaryota; Metazoa; Chordata; Actinopteri; Atheriniformes; Atherinopsidae.